Seminavis robusta is the source of this 2559-nucleotide messenger RNA. Lineage: Eukaryota; Bacillariophyta; Bacillariophyceae; Naviculales; Naviculaceae. The record is from the annotation of a GenBank genome assembly.
GUACAUUUUUAUGAAUGGAUUAAUUAAAGUCAGUUCUUGAUUAGGUCCCGUAAAUCGUCCUUGCAAUUCGCACGCACGGCACACGGCACAAUACUUUUUUGAGGUUCCGUUUCGUGUCUUUCUUGAAACAACCCAGUUUCCUUCUCAGGCCGGCCUCAGAAGUGGUCCUAUUGCUCACUGCAGUCCGUGGACUUUCCGCAUAGUAAUUACUAGUACCUGCAGUGCAUGCUUCUGUUACCAUCAGGGAAUCGCAUCAAUAAUGCAUUGAAUAAGAGGCGAGACGUCCAUCAGGUAAUACAUACCCAGAUCCAUCUAUCUGGUACGUUUACCGUGCGGUAGCGAAGCUUGUGGAGGUCUCAUAAAAACUUUCGAGUUUCGUGUUCCAAACAAACAACCAACCAACCAACCAAACGAACAACAAACAAUGACAGCCCCAGUCAAGCCAACGACCACCACCAUCCAUAAAUCCGCCAUGGGCAAUCAGCGGUUUGAAGACCUUUUGCACCGUUCGAUCCAGCUUUUGUUUAGCUUUGCGAAUAUCGUGUUGAAAUGGAUGUUUGGUGUUUUGCUGCGCAAGCUGAUUGAUGCUAGUUUGACUUCCACUGCUGACACUGAUCCAGACAAUGACGCCCUAUUGGAACCGACCCGCCCCUUGUUGAACUUUGUCUUUUUGUUCAAUGUUCCCUUUGGGACUGUCAUUGUCAUUGGUCUUGUCACCAGCUUGAUUGUGGCCUUGACAUCUGCCUUGCUCACUUCCAUGGCGGUUCAUCGGGCAGCUCACAAGGGACAAUCCCUGCGAAAACAAAUCUUGCAACAGGCCGUGCACUCGGCAAGUUCCGCCGAUGGCAAUGACAUUCAUCACAUUGCCCAUGACUUGAUUGUCAAGGUUAACAUUAUCGAACGCUUUGUUGAAUUUGAUGAGCAUUGGAUCAUCGUCAAUAUUGCCUCCAUUGCCUUGGCCAUGAUCCUUUCCCUGACAUUUGCCUGGUACGGGGGAUUGGUUGCCUUGCUCUGCUUUGCCCUAUCCAUGCUGGUCUUGGUGGGGGUCGAACAUCUUCGAAAACCAUCGGUGCAAAUUCUCCAAGAAGGAUCCCAACAAGUCAAUGCCCGACUGUUGGAUGUCAUCAAGAAUGGUGUCAAGAUUCACAUUAUGAAGCAACUACCACACGAACAGCAGGCGCUCCAAAGUUUGGAACACGCUACCGAUGUGGCACGACAACGCAGUGCCCGACUCAAGUUAAUCCGAGAACUCGUACGGCAGUACCUUCUAACCAUUAUUCCCAUUCUCAUGAUCCUUGUCGCGUGGUGCCUCAUUCAAACCAUUCUAGAGGAGGAACACAACGCCGCACUGGCCAUUGACGUGGGAUCCUCCAUUUUGGUCGCCACGCUCAUGCUCGACGAAGCACACAAGUCAUUUAUGGAAUUGGCAAAAGUGCAAGACAAACAACUGGGUGCCGACCAAGCGCAGGAGGCUAUUGACCGUUUUCUAGUGGGAGGGGCAACCACCACCACCACCACACCUACCGGUCCGAGUGAUGACAAUACGAAGGAAGAAUCCAACAAGACACCCGGUGACAUUGAGAGCGGACACGAUCAGGUCACCUCGACGGGAAUGGAGGGUUCAACGAUGGAGGUGGAUGAUGUGGAUGGUUUUGACAUCAGGGAGGAAUCCGAAGAGGCCACGGCCAUUGAAUUGAACGAUAUCUCUCUGACUUACCCUGGCCGCGCCAUGCCCGUACUCGACCGAUACUCCCAAACCUUUGCACGAAACCAACUUCACGCCUUGGUGGGAGAAUCGGGAAGUGGCAAGAGUACGGCACUCAAAAUCAUUGCCGGGUUGCUACAGCCCACCUCCGGACGCAUCCACUAUUGGCGGGGCAUGCAAGUCGCUUAUGUCAGCCAAGAUCAAACCCUCUUUUGCCGAUCCAUUCGAGACAAUGUCACCUAUUGUGCUUCUGACGACGACGCUAGUAGUAUUAGCGACGACGAGAUUUGGGAGGCACUCGAACGAGCCAACAUUAAAGAUUGGAUUGCCUCCUUGCCCCAGCAACUGGAUACCGUAUUGAGUAACGGAGAAGGUGGCGUCAGUGGGGGACAAUUGCAACGACUUAACUUGGCACACUUGUUCUGUGUGUGUCAACAUGCCGACUUGGUCAUUCUCGAUGAAGUGCUCUCAGCGUUGGAUCAAACGUCGCGCGAGAAGCUGCUCGACGAACUUCACACCUUUUUGCAGGGAAAGACGGCCAUUAUCAUUACCCAUCAUUCCGAAAUGCUGCGCAUCUGCGAUCAAGUCCAUGAACUACGGCCGCCGUCCCAUGCUUCCCUCCCUGCACAAGUGUCGUAUGAUUCCUAGCUACGCUAGCCAGCUACUAGCAGGCCAUCACCCAGAAACGGACGCCCGGAACAUGUCGAACAAAAACGGACGACGAUCGUGUCGCCGUGGGUCGGACACUCCUUUUCAAGCACCCUCCUCCUCCAUUGACCUAGAAGACGCAACUCUAAAACCCUCUUUAUCCAACUAGCUAGACCAAACGUAACGUGAACCCUCUGCGUCUUCGU